AUGGCUGACGGGAUACUUUGCCAGGAGUGUCGAGCGCUGGAUAUCUCUGGUCUAGUCCAAGAUCUAGAUGGCUGCGGCUCGUUCCCCCCUCUUCUUCAUCACGCUGACCAUGUUGCUCUGACCACUGCGGUUGCGGCAGGUUGCAAGCUAUGCGAAGUCCUUCUAGCCUCCAUCGUGGGCGAGACGGCAGUAAAACUGGGUCUUGACCCCCACGCCGCCAGUAUGAAGCUCGCUCAGGACGAUAGAGACAACAGCGGAGGCUUUCUAGUCGCUUACAAUCAGUGGGGUGUCCAUUACCAACGUGCUGGUCAGCACCUGGAUUCCCACGAUGACGACGAAGACCCUCUAGAUAUAUGGGAUAACACAUAUGUCAGGACAAGAUGGUGCUCGAUGACUGGACAGACAGAGAGUCUUCCAGGGCGCGUGAUACCGGUCGAUCAUGACUUUGAUCUAUAUAAGAAGUGGAUCUGGGACUGCUCGAAGGAUCAUGAGGCUUGUGGGACUAUAGCAUCACUUGCGCUUCCUUCACGAGUCCUAGACCUUGAAUCACACGAUAGUGGCGGCGAGCUUGGUAUGAGACUGGUGGAAAGUACAAAUAUGCAAGGUAUCUACGUCGCACUCAGUCAUUGCUGGGGCAAGACAAAAAAGCCUGUGACAACAUCUAUCAACUAUGAGGCAUAUCUCAAAGACAUACCGAUGACGACACUGCCGCCAACCUUUUACGACGCCGUGACCGCGACGCGAAAAUUGGGCUUCCGCUACCUCUGGGUUGACUGCUUUUGCAUUGUUCAGGAUAGCAAGCAGGACUGGGAGCGAGAAUGCUCGCAGAUGGCAAGGAUUUUCGCAAAUGCUGCUGUGACGAUUGCCGGACCAGAAGCUGAGAAUUCUGACGCCGGUUUUCUCUUUCCAAGGCCUACUCCUGCGUUCGAGCCCAUCGACUUUCCACUAGAGCUUUCGAAUGAGGGAGAAGCCGAUACAAUUCGUCUCGUUGCUAUGUCGCCGGAAGACGUAGGUGGGGAUACCACAGGUGUGGGGUCAGAGGGCGAUGCUCCACUGCGCUCUCGAGCAUGGGUACUCCAGGAACGACUACUUUCUCAUCGCAACCUCUACUUCGGCCGUCGUCAGACAUACUUCGAAUGUCAGAAAGCAAGUUGGGCUGAAGGGUCCUGGACACAGUGCGUUGUUGCACCCUUUCCACGCGGCAAGACCGAGUUCAGUUCAAGCAGAGCGAUCGAAGAGGACGCAAACAACUGGUAUUCCCUUGUUGGUUACCAUUACAACGAAUGUGGACUUACCGUCUCACAUGACAAGCUCCCGGCACUGUCCGGGCUUGCCAGUAAGUUCCAGGCUUUGCACCAAAGUACGUAUGCCGCCGGUGUCUGGAUAGAAGACUUUCCGAAGUGUCUGGCGUGGAUCAAAUACUUUCGGAUGAAAGCAACGCAGUCCUGGAGGGAUGAGCCAAAGACCGUGAGAUUUGAUACGGUUCCUACCUGGUCUUGGGCACACAUCAAAGGUCUAGUAGUCUGGUGGCAAUACGAGAAGAUUCUGCGAGCGACCCUUCGACUCAAGGCUUAUGACGUAGCUCCUCGAGGUAAAGAUGCUUUUGGUGUCGUAACUCAUGGACGACUCACUCUUGAGGGACACCUAGAGCAAGCUGUGAUCAUGACUGGAGAAGAUUCCCCUUGGCAAGGCAGAGGUCCAAUACUGGACGUUUGUGACCCAUUAGAGCGCAACGCCAAGGUGGCCAUGUUCUUCCCCGACUUCUCAGAGCCAGAGGCAGUCGUUGACUACAGUAAGCCAAGAGCAGUCGUGUGCUUACAGGUCGGUGUGUACGAGUAUGAUAGUAGUGCCGAAAGCGAGCGAAGGGAUUGCUGGAUCGCGCUGGUACUAGUGCCGCUCAUCGAUGAAGAAAACACAUACCAACGGGUUGGAGUUGCAGUCCGCUCACAGUCACCGAAGCAAGGUGAGGUUCUGGUGGCUGCAGCUGGAUGGUUUGAGAAAGCCGAUCUACAUGUUGUUAACCUGGUUUGA
Molecule: messenger RNA, 2031 nt
Organism: Recurvomyces mirabilis
Lineage: Eukaryota; Fungi; Ascomycota; Dothideomycetes; Mycosphaerellales; Teratosphaeriaceae
Exons: 1
Coding region: 1-2031 (676 amino acids)
Source: RefSeq, a predicted model, not a curated record